CAAUUUAAUUGUACCACUUUUGCGACAAUCACUCCUUUUUGCCCAAACGUUGGUCUUAUUGUAGUCCUGUGUAAACAUUUCGUCUGUAUCACACUCUCGUUUAGAAGCCACUGUACAUGAUCAGCGUUUGUUUUUUUCUUUUUAGAUAAUAUCGUGCUCGAAAAUGGCACGCAAUAUCCGUCAGCAGGCGUUACAGAAGAUUGCUGUACUCUCGGCCACGAGUUCCACCACCUCUUUUGACAAAUCCGACCUCGAUCGAUUAUGUAGAGCUACAAACAUCCGUGGGAGGGGAAAAGAAGGUGCCAAUGGCUCAGCUAAGGGUUACCCGUCCUCGUUGGCUCGUGUUCCCAUGACUAUACGUGAAUUUGAAGUACUCGUUUCCCUCUGCAAAGCCGCACCGAUGGUCCAGAGCAGCCAAAGUGCUCAGAAGCUAGCUAGCCAAUUGAUACCUUAUAUCCUCGAGGCACACGCUCAGACUUUUCUCCCCUCGCCCGCUUUCAGCAAGAUCGAACCGUCCCCUAUCGAAGCCUUAGCCUCACACGUCACCGCCGCCCUACUCUCACUAGGGAACAACUACGAUGACUUACAUGAGACCGUGUCUGAUAAUAUCUGGGCCCUCCUGGCUGCAAUGUCUACGACUGUACAGGGCACAGUUCCACUUAGACUAAACGGAGAUGCUCAACCAAAUUUAGAUGAUGCCAUCCAUAUUGCGACUGUAGCUAUUUCUUUGCUGGGGUUUCUUGAUGCUGCUUCUGCUCAAGCUAAUUUCUGGAGGAGUGGUGGAAGAUUGGCGCUCAUUAGGAAGAUUAGCAACUUGCUCUCCGAAUCCUUCUUAACUGCCGUUGAUGCUGCAUUUUCUACUAUUCGGAAUGCCCAUAUAUCGGACCGUAACGCUAAGGACUGGAAGAGAAUACUCCGGCAUUACGCCAAUCAGGGACGACCUUUAGGUUCUAUGCUACUUCAGAGGAGCUUCAUGUGGCUCUUAGUCUCUGCUACUUCGCUACUAAUCGCGGAUGUCAAGACUCUCAGAACCACCCAUAUCCUUGAUUUAUUCAUGUCUAAGGAUGGCAUGUCGAAGCUAGGCUCUGCAAAUGGUCCGGAUCCCGAUUUUCAGUCAAUUGAGCUAUAUGCAAACAUUGCGCAGCAGGAAAUGGACCGCCUUGAAGACAGUGCUGACUUCAUUGAGCUCGGUUCGUCUGCUCAGCAGAGAUUAGCUUGCGCCGUCAAAGCUGCCGUAAUCAUUAGUUAUUUAAACUGCUCUAUACUAUAUGAAGAUGCGGCGGACUCUGAGCUUCUUAUGGGCUGGUUACAGGAAUCUUUGGACAAUCCAAUGCAAAUGGCGGACGAGAUGUUAGCAUCAACGGUGUUUCGUUCGAUGGCUAUACUUUCCAAAAUCUCGCCGAACUUUGCUCCUACUGUGGUUCGAUUACUGCCGCGUUUCAUCGUGCGGACCACGUCCUCUAGCAGCAUCGUUGCUACUGCGUCAAAAUGUUUGGCGUUCACUUUACGUCUGCUGUCCCAAGAUGCGGUUAUUACUACGCUAUACACCCUUGGAAACGUGCUAAGCCCAGAUGCGGAUCACAAUGUUCCGAAUGGAACUGCUAGCGAGCUCGGUGGGUUGUCAAGCGUGUACCAAGGCGGACAAUCUACGGGCAGUGAUAUAUCGCUCCAAAUUCAUGGGGACGAAGACACUGCAUUAGUAUACGCGAAUAUAGUCCAAGCGAUAUGCGGCAUUGCAGAAGUGUGUGACGAUGAGAAGAUCACAGCUCUCGCACAGGCGAUGCUCUUGCAAAAGUUAACAAAGGUCAACCAGUCGGUCGACUGUCACAUUGUUACCGCAGCAAGUGUUUUGUCUCUAAAUGGAGGACAGCUGGAGUUCAGAUCUCUUCUUAGAUUAUAUUCCAAGCUCUGCCAUAAUGCGUCUGCUGAAGAUAACGCUAUUAUCCUUGAUGCCGUUAAGAAGGCUCGUAAUCACAUAUCGGAAAAUGUGAAGCAUGAUUCUCCGCUAUAUGACAUCUACUGGGACCACAUACUAGAGGAAUUGAUCUCUAAGGGGGAUAUACACCAGUCCCAGCAUAUGAAGGAAUCUGAUGUCGAGUUUGCAGCCCGCGAAAUUGCUCAACUCCUCCAACCUCUUGCAAUACUAAUGUCGAGGCAUGAAUUUGCUACCGAACUUUCUGGCCAAGAUGAUGAUAGACAUUCUCUGAUUCGAGACGUCUGGUUUAAUAUCGUGGUACACGGUUUUACCUCUCUAACAGAGAGGGGCAGGGAGUAUAUUAACGAACUGCGUAUCAUGGCCAUCCACUCACCACCCCUAGUGGCCGAACAACGGGGGGAACAGGUUGAGAGUGACAUUGAGCUCAACACUGUCCUUCGUCGAGCCAACACUUCAGAUCGGGAGGCAAAACAAAAGAGGCAGCUUACGGAACUUGUGCCCUCGAGAAUCGCACAGAUAAAGAGCCUAAGCUACAGGAAAGUCAUGUUCUUGCAUGCCGCGUAUUUGGUUGAAAGUUUGAGGGCUGAUUCCGGCGAUUGUACUAAGACCCUUUCAUACUUCUUGGAACCUAGCAUGCGCAAUGAAGAUGUACGCUGUGUUAUGGAAGGCAUCACGGCCGUCGUGAUGGAGAAAUAUUUGUUGAAGACUCUAGAAGCAAAGCUGCCGACUUUUUCGGCUCUCUAUGCCGCCUCUCAACUCGCGGCAAUUUUCUGCGGGUGUUGUCAUCGGAUUCAACGUGUUCAGCAAGCUGCGUUCUAUUGUGCUGACAAGUUCGUUCAUGAGAUUCCAUCAUCUCUCUGUCAAAAAUCGUCGCUGUUUGCUCUCCUUGAGCUGUUAUCUCUUAUGUGGAUAAGUUGCCUUGAAGCCGAGACAGAGAUGUAUGAUCCACGAUCGGUAUUUACAUCUCGUUUAGGGAACGUUACUGUCGAACUUUCUGAUGACUAUACUUUCAGAAAGGCUACGCUUAAUAACCUUUACAUGAGAGCUAAAUCAUGGGUCUCGAUGGCAGUCAAUCUAGCUCCUGCCGAUGUGAAGGGCUUGCUUCAGACCUACUUGUCUGAGUUUGAAGAUGAGGGAGCGUAUGGGCAUAUGUCGCUUGGCCGGUCAUUUGCCGUGGAAAUGGGCUCCUCAAUCCCAGCAACGGAUCAGAGAUUAACUUCUCUGGAUCCUGUUGGUCAGACCGCAAUCAACACGGCAUCUCAUUUUGUUGCCCAAUACACAACUCGCCAAGAAUAUAGGUAUGGCGAAGCACUACCCAACCAUGGCAAGGAUUUAAUAAGUGCCAUGCCCAUCACGCGACGAGAUUCGUUCAUCAGAUCUGCCCCAUCCGAUCAUGCUGAUGCUAUUACGGCGUUGGCUCACGUGGGAUCCCGUCUUAGCGGCAAGAAGGCCACACCUCUCCGCGACGUGAGAGAUAUCCUCCGGCGAGCGGCAGCUCUACUCUGCCGCAGUGGGAGGGAUGAGAGUGCUAUUACACAUUACCUUGUUAGCAUUCCCUUCAAGAUAUUUACCAAAGAGUCCAUAAAUUUUGGCGUAUCUCUUUGGCUGGGCGUCAUAAACGAGAAUCCCAGGAUGGAGUCUCGAAUACUUGCGGAGAUCGCGCAGCAAUGGGAAAUCGCCAUUCACAAUAAACUUGGGCUGUUCAACCCUACUCUGAUGCACCCGGAUCCGUUUUUCCUUAAGGAGGAAUUCGCUCCAAGUGAUAACGAAGGGCUUGCAAGGCGCCGACAGCAGGUACAUAGUAUGCUUGCGCCACAUACUCGCCUGAUACAAUUCUUUAGCAGUCACUUCAAUGCUACCCGAUUGGGUAGCCCAGAUAUGCAUAGAAUCUUUAUCCGUAUGCUUGACUCGACACUCGAUGCUCUGAAGAACGGUGUCUCUCACCCAAUGGCUAGAGAGAUUCGCCUAAGAAUUAUUCUCUUUAGUUUAAGAGUGCUAAGGGUGAGCACCGCUGUCCGCCCAUUGGUUCAGUGGCGACUCAAAGACAAAAUUCUAUCUGCAGGAUUGAGUUGGUUUAAGUUCGCACCAAAAUGGUCCUUUGGCAGCAAUAUCCUUCAGUUGAAGACUGAAGUUCGCUUGAUAACUGAUGUCUUGAGUGCUCUCAAGACGGUCUCCUACGUCGGGGCCCAGGCCGUUGGCAACUUUAAGGCCCUAACCCAAAAAGAGACAUUAUUUCAAGUUCUACUUGAGAGUGAACAGACUAGAUUAAAUGUUUGGGUUCACCCACUUGGCGAAAACCAUCACCGGCCACAUCUAACGCACCGUACCGGGACGGCACUCGAAUCUACACUCAAACCACUUGUUCGCAUAGCAUGGGCCGAACAUCCUUCUCUAGCAAUAGAGCUAGUCAACCGAUUUUCGAUCCCAGCCGUUCACAAUGAGGUUCGCUGGCUGUUGUUAAAUUUCCCUGCUAAGGCCAUCUUAGAGCCCGAGGCUCUCCCCAUAUUAUUGGGAGGCGAACUGCCAUCUGAUGUCGGAUUCCAGCUUAAGUACUUACUCUUCUGGGCUCCUGUAAACCCCGUCACAGCUGUUACCUACUUCUUGCCAUCCUAUCGAAACCAUCCGUUCCUAAUCCAGUAUGCCAUGAGAGCGCUGGAACACCACUCAGUCGAUGUAACAUUUUUCUAUGUACCCCAAAUUGUACAAGGUCUUCGAUUUGAUGCUCUUGGUUACGUGGAACGUUACAUUAUUGAAACAGCGCAGUUCUCUCAAUUGUUUGCCCAUCAGAUCAUCUGGAAUAUGAAGGCAAACUCUUAUAAAGACGACGACGCUAUGAUCCCCGAUGCCAUAAAGCCUGCUCUCGACAAGGUGAUGGAAAAGAUGAUCAACAGCUUUUCUGACGAGGACCGCAAUUUUUACGAGAGAGAGUUUACGUUCUUCGACGAGGUCACCAGCAUAUCUGGCAAGCUUAAGCCCCUAAUUAAACGUGACAAGCCGGAGAAGAAGCAAAAGAUCGAAGAAGAACUUCGAAAGAUUAAAGUCGAUGUUGGUGUUUACUUGCCCAGUAACCCUGAUGGCGUUGUUAUCGGCAUUGACCGUAAAUCUGGAAAACCGCUUCAAUCACACGCGAAGGCGCCAUUUAUGGCUACAUUCCGUAUCCAAAAAGCGAAAGGUGGCGUGGAAGAAACAGAAGAAGUAUCCCAAGAGAUGAGCAAGACGGGCCAACCGCCGGCUGAAACUACAAUCGAGGUCUGGCAAAGUGCUAUCUUCAAGGUUGGUGAUGACUGUCGACAAGAUGUGUUGGCCUUACAGAUGAUUGCGGCGUUCCGCGGUAUCUUCCAUAGCGUCGGACUCGAUGUUUACGUGUUCCCUUAUCGUGUGACUGCCACUGCUCCAGGCUGCGGUGUUAUCGACGUCUUGCCAAACUCGAUUUCCCGAGAUAUGCUGGGCCGAGAAGCUGUUAACGGGCUGUACGAUUACUUCAUCAGCAAAUACGGCAACGAAGAUUCGCUCCGCUUCCAGCAUGCGCGUAAUAAUUUCGUGAAAAGCAUGGCCGCUUACAGCAUCAUAUCUUUCCUCCUGCAGUUCAAGGACCGGCACAAUGGUAACAUCAUGAUCGACGACGCUGGUCAUAUCUUACACAUAGACUUCGGGUUUUGUUUUGAUAUCGCUCCUGGCGGUGUGCGGUUCGAGCGUGCGCCCUUCAAGCUCACGGGUGAAAUGCUGGCUGUGAUGGGAGGCAGUACAGAUCACCAGUCCUUCAAGUGGUUCGAGGAGCUGUGCGUGAAAUCUUUCUUGGCGUGUCGUCCACAUGCAGAGAAGCUGAGCCAGAUUGUCUUACUCAUGAUGGAUAGCGGGCUGCCAUGCUUCAAGCCGGAGAGUGUCAAAUUCUUCAAAGAGCGGUUCGUACUGGAGCGUACUGAGCGCGAGGCGGCCGACUUCGUGAGGGACCUGGUCAGGAGAAGUGCAGGCAGUUACAGUACCAUGGUGUACGACCAGUUCCAGCUCAUGACCAAUGGUAUUCCAUACUAGUAUAAUAGAUAUAGAUAGAUAUCCCGAGGGAGUUGGCGAUCUGCGGAGGCGGCGAGCUCGUUUGUUCAGUUCUAACCGGCAAUUAUUGAUAAUUACGAUAUUAUCCACUUGAACUUAUUAUAAUACUAAUAGAACAAUCCUACUAAAAAAGAAUAUUCUAGAGCGCUUAGAUAUGUUCGCCGGCUGAUCUAUGGUGCGUUGAAUGGCUUGUCGUGUUCACCGGUUCACAACUUAUAUAUAAUUACCUAUGUAACUUACUGAGUAUUUAUUAAGAAUCGUAGCUAUAAAUAUCCAAUUAUGAUACACA
Daldinia vernicosa is the source of this 6275-nucleotide messenger RNA. RefSeq lists its product as uncharacterized. The record is from RefSeq and is a predicted model, not a curated record. Gene Ontology annotation, cellular component: plasma membrane; cytoplasm. Bases 164 to 5968 code for a protein of 1934 amino acids. Gene Ontology annotation, biological process: phosphatidylinositol-mediated signaling; phosphatidylinositol phosphate biosynthetic process. Lineage: Eukaryota; Fungi; Ascomycota; Sordariomycetes; Xylariales; Hypoxylaceae. Gene Ontology annotation, molecular function: 1-phosphatidylinositol 4-kinase activity. The transcript has 7 exons.